GCCGUUCCCCCUCAGCUUCGGUCUCGGGAAGGGCGCGGGGCGGAGAACUGCGGUCCCGAGCGACGGAGCGGGAAACGAAAGCGAAAGCGGGCGGUGGUGGCGGCAGUGGCAUUAUGGCGGUGUCGCCGCUGAUGGUGCGGCUCUGCCCCGCGCCCGACGCCGGCGAGAAGGUGUUGCUCAAGCUCCAGAGCUACUUCCAGUCAGGGAAGAGGUCGGGGGGCGGCGAGUGCGAGGUGCGAGCAGGUCCUGUGCCCAACACCUAUUGGGUGCUCUUCCAGCAGGAGCAAGAUAAGAAGAGUGUGGAAUCUCGCACGGAUCACGUUGUGGAAAUCGGUGCCAGGCACCUGAAGGUAGUCAUCCAGCGGGGAGAAGGAGACCUGAGCAAAAGCCAGUUUACAAAGCAGGCAUUCCCUAGCUGCCCCAUCCUCUCCGGCUCUUCCCCACCUGCUCAGCAGGAGCAGCAGGCAGCCAAAGGCCAUGGAGACCCCACAAGAGAAGUCAUUACUAAAAAGAUAUUUCUUACAGUAUCUGCGACUCUGAAUACCAGUAUGUUCACUGAACAUCAAAGGAAGAGAAUUACCAUUAUAUGUCCAAAUUUAAAGAGAGAAGGAAAUCCUGAUAUUGAUGGAUCUGAGAAACUGACGGGAGAUUUUGCAGACAUUGAAAAAGCUUAUUGCUACUUUAAGGAUAUCCUUUCAGGCAAUGAGCCGAACCUUGAUUUUUCACAUUCUGAAAGUAAGAAUGGUUUGAAAGAUGAAAAUGGUCUGAAUACUGAAGAAGUGAAUGACUUUACAGUUCCAUCAGCUCUCUAUGAAUAUUUCAGUCAUACCUGUAAAGAGCAAAUCAAAGAACUAUGUGAACGUUUUGGGGUGUGUAUAAUAAGUAAAGAUCAGUACAAUGGAAAUACAUCAGUAAGCUUCAUUUCUGAUAGAAGUCCUGCAUUGAUACAACAAGCUAGUGAUUUUUUCAUCAGAACUUUUCAGAAAAAUGUGGAAAAUCUGAGACAGGAAGAACUUCCUAUUGCGAACAGCUACACAUUAAGUGAGAUAAUAGUGAAAUUAAAUGCUAAGUUUAGUAAUAUUCUUGCCAAAGAGGAAGGGAAUCUGUUGCUACUUCGUGGUCCCGCAAGUGAGAUUUUAGCUGCCAAAAAAAUUCUAGCAGAGGAAGGUGAAAACAGCCAAGCUGAAAAGAAUUUGAAAAUAUCAUCUGAACUGUACAAAUACAGGAAUGGAAUUGAAGUUGAUGCUUCUAUGUUUAAGUUGUUGGAGACAAUAUUAAGCAAAGAAAUUGAAGGCAUUAAAGACAAAUUUGAUACCACAAUUGAAAAGAGAGACGUUUCAUAUGACCAGAAGAUGCUGAUAAUAUUUAGGCCCAGGAUCAAAACUUUUGAUAUGUCUUCGCAUGCUACUGAAUGCUUCAUCAAUGCAUUUCAGAGUGCCUUUGCAAUGUUAAGAGAAAAACUCAUCAGCUUGAAGCUUUCAGAAGGUCAGAAGAAAAGAUUAAAUAUGUUACUUAAUGGGAAACAACUGGAAAAUCUGCAUGUAAAGCUUAAGAAGGAAGAAGACAAAUUGAUGUUAAUUGGCUUACCAAACCAUCUUUCUGAUGCUGAAAAGUACAUUAUGAACUUUCUUCCCAUCGAAGACUCAACACAAAGUAAAAAUAGGACACCACUGACCUCUGAUCUCAGCUAUCAAGAAGAUACAGGAGCAUCUGAGAAGAAAUACAAUGGCAGGCAAAAGAAUAAUCUUACUUCUGAAGGACAGGCUAAGGCAAAGACAGAAGAAAAUGACAAAGAUACGUGUCCAAUUUGCAUGGAGAUAAUAAAUAACAAAGAAACACUGAGAAAGUGCAAACAUGCAUUUUGCAGAAGUUGCAUUGACCAGGCCAUGACUUACAAGCAAGCUUGUCCUAUUUGCAAUACUUUCUAUGGAGUCAUGAGAGGAGACCAGCCAGAGGGGAGAAUGUCAAGUAGAAUUCUGUCUUCAGCUCUCCCUGGUUAUCCCAGUUGUGGUACUAUUGAGAUUACAUAUAAUAUGCGAGGUGGUAUUCAAACUUGGGGGAAUCACGUACUACUGGUGCAACAGAUGUUAUCACAUGGAAUGAUAUUCACCACAAAACUUCCAUGGUGGGAGGACCUACCAAGAUCAUGUGAGAAACUGGAAGUGAAAAAAGCAAGCCCUAGGAAAUCUGUCAUAGUAGUAACUGCUGCCUCUGGGGAGGAAAUAGAAGAUGAAAUUGUGGAAAUGUACUUUGAAAAUAAAAAGAAGUCUGGUGGGGGGACCAUUAAGUCCUACGUCAAAAAAGAUCAGCAAAUGAUCAUCACCUUUCAGGAUGAGGAAGAUGCCCAAAACGUUUUGCAAAGGAAGCAUCACUCUGUGAAGAAAAUUGACCUGUUUGUGAAGCCAUGGCAAGUGGAUACUCUCCAGGAGCCAGGCCAAGUGGAGGACUCUCAAAGAUCCCUGCCUUCCGCCAGAGUUGUGCUUGAGAAUGUGCAGGAGACAGUAAAAGACUGCAUGUUAAUUCUGCUGGUAGAGAACAUAAGUGGCUUGUCAGAGGAUGAUGGUGACUUCAGUGUGGAAAUGAUACCUGAAGUACAUGCUGCUGUAGUUACUUUUACUGGAAAUAUUGCUGCAGGGGAAUUUGUUGAGAAGUUUAAUCAAAACCACAGAGCAAAAGAACAAAAUAUUACUGCACGGUGCCUUGAGCUAACAAAAAGCAUUAGGGCUGAAAAUAUACCACCUAACAUACCCAGUGACCAUAUAACCAUCUACUUUGAGAAUAAGAAAAGUGGAGGUGGGCAUGUGGAGGAUGUUCAGCAGCUGCCUGAUGAAGAUGCAGCUAUCAUUACAUUCAAUGACCAUAAAGAUGUAACCAAUAUCUUGGCAAAGAAGCAUUCACUCAACAAAACACCAAUCUUUGUCUAUCCUUUCUACACCUCACUGGGAACAGCUCUAUAUGGAAAGGAAGGGCCACAAAUAAAGAAGCCAGAUCCAAUUAUAUUGCCUCUGGAUUCAUAUAUCUGGUAUUACUUGCUGAAAAAUAAUAGACUAAUUGAGACAAUAAGUUGUGAAAUGGCAAAGCAUAAUUGUGCGCUAACGUGGCCUGAACCCUGCUGUGCAGACCCAAAAGUUACUUUGCAUCCUUCAGCUACUUUGUCUGAGCAGAAGCGAUCAGUAUCUAGAGUGAUCAAGACAUGGAAUGAAAAUGUUUCCACAGCAUUUUCAGAUAGCAUAUCGAAGUACAAAGCAAUUAAAUGUCAAGUAAGUGCAGAGGUGUGGGAAGCCAUUAGAAACAGCUUUACCCACGGUGAGUAUCUGAUAAUCCCAUAUAUUUCCAAGGACUUACUUGUUCUAGUAGGUGAAAAAGAAGUUGUGAAGAAUGUUGAACAAGAACUGACCCUUCUGGUGGAAAAGGCCACCAGAAAAAUUGAAAGAGAAAAAAAAAGAACUGAAGAAAUAGUGUUGGUGAGUCCAGGGGAAUAUGCAAUUUUACAGAGUACUGGCCUUGAAGAAAAAAGUCAUACGGAGUUCCCAGCCCUACAGAUAAAUUAUGAUCCUUUGCAGAAGAUAAUUAACCUAUGUGGAAUGCCCGAAGAAGUUUAUAAAGUAAAAGGGGAAAUAUUAGAGAACAUACACAAAAUGGUAAAGAAAACAGUUAAUGUCCACCCUUAUAUUUUCCAGUUUUUAGAGCAUAUUGAUAAUGAAACCCUGUCACAGAGCCUGUUCAUGACAAAACAAAUUAGUGCCUUUUAUGAACUUUGCCCAGAUGCUAUCAUCUUGAAAGCGAAUGCUCCUGAAGAUCUCCUAAAAGCAGAAGAAGAAAUAAAGAAGGAACUGGUCUACAAAAGCAUUACAUUGGAGGAUGAGUCAGUCCUCCAGAAGCAGGAAUGGAGAAUGCUCACUAAAGAAAACUGCUCUAAUGAAGCUGUAACAGUCACUCAGGCACAGGGUCAGGUCAUUAUUGCUGGUUGUUCUCAAGCAGUAGAAAAAGCCUUUGAGGAACUUUUCAGCUUUAUAGAUAAAAACACACAAGUACAAAAGUUCAUCACAGGAAAGCCCAUGGCAGUCAUAAACUUUUUUGAAAAAGAGAAGACCAGUGUUUGGGGUGAGUUACAGAAUAAAGAUGUGAAAGUUGACUUUAUCACACAGAAGAAAUGUAGAGUUAUAUCCUUGAGUGGGCCAAGAAAAGAAGUGCUGAAGGGAGUCACCUUAGUUGAACAAAUUCUGUCUGGCUUUCAUUAUAAACGUGUGGUAAUUAGAGAGCCAGGAGCCAAGUCAUAUUUCAAGGAGCGAGAACACUUCUUUGCUGCCAGUGCGAAACAAGAAUUUGAGUGUCUAGUGAGGCUGGAAGAGCAGUCGGAAGAGCAGCUGGAAGAACAGCAAGGACAUAGUAAUGUAGGUAAACCCUAUGGGCAGGUGACCAUAGGUGGAGUUGUAGUAGCAGUUUAUGAAGAUGACUUGUGCACUCAUCCCGUUGAUGUUGUGGUAAAUGCAUCUAAUGAAGACCUAAAACACAACGGUGGUGUUGCUUGGGCGCUGUUAAAUGCAGCUGGUCCAGAGAUACAGCAGGAGUGUGAUGAGCUGGUGAAGAAGAGCGGGAGCUUGCAGCCUGGGUGUGCGGUUAUCACGGGUGCAGGGAAACUCCCCUGCAAGAACAUAAUUCACGCUGUUGGGCCCAGGUGGAGGAAGGAUGAAGCAGAACAGUGUGUGUGCUUGUUAAGACAGACAGUGAAGAGAAGUCUACAACUGGCUGAAACAUUUCAUCAUCAUUCUAUAGCUCUGCCCGCUAUAAGUGGAGGGAUUUUUGGCUUCCCACUGGAACUGUGUACGUAUUCAAUUGUAGCCUCCAUCAAGGAGACCUUGAAAGAAUACAAGGGGGACAUCAGCUUGAAGGAGAUUCAUCUUGUGGAUAUUGAACAGAAUAAAAUUCAGGCUUUCAGCAAGGCACUGGGAGAAGUGUUUUCAGAUUAUCCACCUUUCUACACUUCACUGCGUUGGACCAGUACAGUUCAUCAGCCUAGGAAAAGGAAAAUUUCUCAAAAUAACAAGAACUUCCCAUUGGUAACCACUGAGGAAGGCCUUGACAUCAUGCUGAAAGAAGGAAGAAUUGAGGAUGCUACCACGGACAUUGUUGUCAUCAGUGUUACCAAAGAUCUCCAGCUUGAUAAAGGGCCCCUCUCCAAAGCUUUGCUAAGCAAGGCAGGGCCAAUGCUUCAGAGAGGCUUAAAAGAAGAAGGCCUAGGAAAAACACCUGAGGAAGGUUCUGUGUUGAAAACAAAAGGUUACAAUCUAAGUUGCAGUGUUGUGCUUCAUGCUGUUGUACCUGCGUGGUUACAGGGAUACGCAUCUACAAAGGUCUUGGGUGACAUCAUCACAAAAUGCCUGGAGAUUGCUGAGGAACUAUCUUUAAAGUCAAUUACUUUCCCAGCGAUUGGGACAGGGAAUUUGGGGUUCCCCAGGUCUGUUGUUGCUAAAUUACUGUUUGACAAGGUGUUUGAAUUCAGUAGUAAAAAUGGAGUAAAUUAUCUUGAGGAAGUUCACUUUCUGUUGCAUCCAAAAGACAUAGCUAAUAUUCAGGAAUUCUCAGAUGAACUUAAGAACAGGUGUGGAAAUGCUGUAGAUGCUACAGUGCAGAAGACUUCUCCAAGUAAGACUAGCCAAGACACAGCUUUCUCUGGUACCUCUUCAAUGCCAGCACAGAAUGUACAUGAAAUGACUAUUGGCUCCAUCGUGUUCCAGGUGGCAGAAGGUGACAUUACCAAAGAAGAGGGAGAUGUUAUUGUAAACAUAACAAACCAAACCUUCAGCCUUAAAAUAGGUGUCUCUAGAGCAAUUCUGAACAGUGCUGGAAAAGCAGUUGAAGAUGAAUGUGCCCAACUAGCUUCACAAGCAAACAAGAGCUAUAUCACCACCCAAGCGGGAAGGCUGCCAUGCAAAAAAAUAAUUCAUUUUGUUGCCCAAGAUGAUAUCAAGAUGCUGGUCUCCACGGUGCUUCAGGAGUGUGAAUAUCAGCAGUACACCUCUGUCGCCUUCCCAGCAAUAGGAACAGGCCAGGCAGGCCGUGAUGCAGCUGCAGUUGCUGAAGACAUGCUAGGUGCAGUAACUGACUUUGCAAGAAGUAACUCUGCUCCAUAUGUGAAAACUGUUAAAGUUGUCAUCUUUCAACCACAUCUGCUGAGUGUGUUCCAUACAAGCAUGCAGAAAAGAGAAAAUACUGCUAAAACAGCAGCCAAAUUACAGCUUUCCAAGUUAAAGUCAUUCCAGAGCUCUGAGAAUCUUUCCCCAAAUGGAAAAGCCAAAGCAGUUUUGAAGAAGAAAAUAGAGCUGGCUGUUGUGCAGAUUUGUGGUGAAAGCAAAAAGAAAGUGGAAGAAACGGAAGACUGGUUGAGAAGUGCAAUCUUAAAGGAACAGUUUCAAGCAGAAAUCACAGAUGAGUUUAUCUCUGAUUUUGUUGAAGAACAGAGUGAGAAACUGCGUGACCUAGAAAAUAAAUUAAGAAUUGCUCUUUAUUUGGAUGGUAAUGCUAUUCGAAUUUCAGGUGUUGCAAAAGAUGUCUGGAUCGCUUAUUCGACUAUUCAAGACAUGAUCUACAGGGUAAAAAAUGCUAAACUGAAAGAGAGCAGCGCAGAACUUCUUAAAAGCAUAACUGAGUGGAAAUAUUAUGAAAAGGAUACCUAUGUGCCCUUUGACAAUCUCACAAAUAUGCGCUUGGAAAACGCUUUCCUAGCAAAGGAGAAAGAUAUUUCAAUCAUCAUUAAUGAGAAAAAAUACACAGUGAAUUUAGAAGCUAAACAUGUUGUGGAUGACCAGGGAAAAUGUACACCCAUUAUACGUGUUGAUAAAUGUCAAGAGUCAAUUGUACUCCCUGCAACAUGGGAUGAUAUGGAAAACCAGCGACUCAAAAUAGUGGAACUAAGACCAGAAACAAGAGAAUAUAGAGAUGUGCAGAAAAGGUUUCUGGAGACCUGUCAGUCAUUUAAAAUUGAAAGGAUUGAAAGGGUACAGAACCCGUAUUUGUGGAAGGCCUACCAAAUAAAAAAGUGUGAAAUGGAUAACAAAAAUGGCAACAAAAAUAAUGAGAGGCAUCUGUUUCAUGGGACAAGUAAGAAUUCAUUAACCUUAAUUAACAACGGCGGAUUUAACCGGAGCUAUGCUGGAAUGCACGCUGCACAGUUUGGAAAGGGAACAUACUUUGCUGUUAAGGCCAGCUAUUCUGCCAAUGCCAUCUACUCCACACCAGAUAUGGAUGGGAAGAAGUACAUGUACUUGGCUCGAGUCCUUGUUGGAGAAUAUUCUCAGGGGAUAAAAGGAUCAAUUCUUCCAGCAGCAAAAACCGCUAGUAACUCUACAGAUCGGUUUGACAGUUCAACUGAUGAUGUGAAGCAGCCAUCCAUUUUCAUCAUAUUUCAUGAUGCUCAAGCUUAUCCAGAAUACCUUAUCACUUUCACUGCAUAAGCAUUUUGAUUGCAGCCAUCAUUUCUGGUCCUUCAAUCUUUGGUGGGAUGUAAACACUUUUAUAACAAAAUAUACAGUGAAAAGAACAAGUAGUUUUAACAAAUUAAUUUCUUACAGAUUAUUUACAUUUAAGCAACCUCUGUCAAUUUUUGAUGCACUGAAACACUGCUUGUUUACACUCAGUGUAGCUAUUUAACACAUUUAACACGAGAGCUCAAUAUUCUACUGAAAAUGGCUGUUAGGUUACAUAUCAAUCCUUUAUCCCAUAUUAGCUUUCCAUUCAGCUUUAUGGCCAUCUGAGUUGCACUAGGCAGUGGGGAGUGCUGAUGGGGGAGUGGAAGGGAUCUUCUUUCAGUGUUGUGUCUCUGAUGUCUUCUUGCACUCUGUGACAGUCUGCAUUGUAAAUUCUGAUACAGUGGUUUUCGGUAUUUGAACUAGUUGUAGUUAA
Messenger RNA from Pezoporus flaviventris, 7902 nucleotides. RefSeq names its product protein mono-ADP-ribosyltransferase PARP14-like. Bases 114 to 7454 code for a protein of 2446 amino acids. The transcript is spliced from 19 exons. The record is from RefSeq and is a predicted model, not a curated record. NCBI's taxonomy places the organism in Eukaryota, Metazoa, Chordata, Aves, Psittaciformes, Psittacidae. Gene Ontology annotation, cellular component: cytoplasm; nucleus. Gene Ontology annotation, molecular function: transcription corepressor activity; NAD+ poly-ADP-ribosyltransferase activity. Gene Ontology annotation, biological process: negative regulation of gene expression.